GGAAGAGUCACUUAUUCCGCUUAUAUGGUUACCACACCUCAAAACAUUGUUCAGAUGAUGUAUUUGUCAUUUGUCAGGUUUUUGUCCUUAAAACGCUCUCUUGUAGGACUAAUUUCUUAUGCAUCUAAUCCCAAGCCUACCUAUAGUUUACUAUAUUUAUUUGCUUGGUCAGUGUCGUUGUGAGUUGUGGAUAUGGAACUGUAAUGCGGUGAAAAGACCUGACUGGAACUACUACUUUAGCCAUGCGUUUCAAGAGUUUGAUUGACAGGCGAUUUAACCAAUCAUAACGCCGAAUCCGCCAUUUUGUCCGACAAAGCAGUCAGGUGAGUAAGCAGAUUAAUGUAGGUGGACAUGAACUUGAAAAAUGGUGUGUACUGACGUCUUUCCGCGAUUGAAACAACAUUCCUUAUGAUGUUCAUUCAUGUUUAUUUGAUGCUAUAAAUGAACUCGUAGGAAGAGAUGAUCGGUUCACGAGCCGCUUGAACUGAGGCGCUACAGCGAUCUGUCACUACACAUUAAAGAGCCACAAAACGGAGGUUCUCAGGCAGGGAGAGGCCAGGAUGGGGUUGCAGCUUGCAGACCAGGGAGAGAGUUUCAAGUUCAAGUGCAAGAUUACAUGUUCCUGACCAAGUGGAAGAGCUGAGAAAAAAUGUGCGGUAACUAAGCCAAGAGGAGUCAUCUGUAUGCUGCUGUAUCCUUAACAGCACAUUGAUUCUGAAUGAGAGAAAAAGUGAACAAGAGAAGACGGAGAAAAAUCCACCCCUUUGCUUCCUCUUCACUGCUACUCUCCUCCUCUUUCCCUCCCACUAAGAUAUUCUGUCUGAAGCCACCCCCCUUUCUCUCUCGCUCCAUCUCGAUCUGCCCUGUAUUCCUAUCCUUCACUCUCUCCUACACAUGCACAUACUAUUAAACACCACUUUUCUUCUUUUGCCUAGCUUGUCUCUCAUCAGGUCGUCUUUUAACGCACCGCUUUAAGAGCCUCUAGUAUUUGUGUUUCUCCCAGUGGUUGGAGAAACCGGCUCAAUGCGGCUCGCUAUCUCUCUCAGCUGUGUCUCACACACUGGGAUAGCCUGUUUCUCAUUGAGAGGCCCUUUUUUUUUUUACUUGUAACACACGAGUCUUGCUCUCUUUACGGUGCAGGUUUCCCUCCCCCUUCCCUCUUCUCUACACUUAUCCGUAAAGAAAGGAAGGAAGCGGAAGAGAGUGGUGUCUGUGAGGAGGAAUGAUGAAAAGGCAGAGAGAGAGAGAGAGAGAGAGAGAGAGAGAGUGAAGAAAGGAGGGGGUAAAAGAAGAGAGCAGGACUGAGGAGAGUGGACUGGCAGAAACGUGAAAUACGAGAGGGAGAAGAGUAAAGUAGGAGAGGAACCCGUAAGAGGAGAAACGAGGGAUGGCUGACCUGGAAGUGGGCAAAAUCGGGGGAAAGGAAGCCACCGUUCCUUUCCAACACUUGCUGAAGCUGGGACGCAUCACCUGAGAUCCGCUCUGGUCCUCCUCUGGGACAGGUGUUCACUCCUCAUACGACAUACAGCUCAAAGGAGACCAGCUGGUCAGUGAUCAGGAAGAGGCUAUGACGUGAUGCUGAAGAAUAUCUUGAUAGCUGAAAUUAUGCCUAUAGUGGAGGAAUUUGACGAGCAGACAAAUGAUGAUACAGUGUAUGAGUUCAGGUUACAGGCUGCAGCAAACAAUUUCAUUGCAGCAGCCUCAAGGCUGCCCAGAGCCUCUGGAUGUUUCCCCCCAUGUGGUUUCCAGGCGCAAGGUGCUGUUUAUAACUGCAUGACCUGUCAGUACGACUCCUGUGAGUUCCCGCUGGAUUGCCCUGUGAAGCAAAUCACUGUACAGGAAAACAACAUGACUCAGAUGUGGUGUAAGGUCCCUUUCCUGCUGCCCACAGAUGCAGAGAUUGUCUGGAGAUAUGCAGUGGAGAGAACGAUGUUGAUGGAUCGGUUUGAUGAGGUCACGGUUGGAGUGGAUCCACUUUACUUCAUCUCCUCUGCCCGGCCAGAGCACUCAGGCACCUACCAGUGUGAAAUAUUCUCUCAGGAGCACUCUCUGGUCCGUAUCUACUACUACCUCACAGUGGUCCCUCUGGCACAGUUAGGCCAUGUAGAACUACAGGAUGUAUUUGAACAGGCUCUCCUCCCAGGAGGCCAGUUCCGUCCCCUGUCCCCUAAGGAUCCAUUUACCUUGUGGGUGCCCAGUCCUGCCCUUCUCACCACCUGUCUGACUGCAAUGUUUCUGCUUGUCUUCCUCAUGCUAGGGGUGCUGUAUUGGUUAUCCAAUCAGAUUGUGAUCAAUGAUUCUGAUCCAGUCCAAGAAACAAAAUCCACAGAAAAAAAUAAAUAUUUUAUUCACUGUUGAACAUGGGAAAAGCAAUAAAUUAUUAAGGCAAACGCAUUUUUCACCGGUAAAGGCAAUUCCCUAUUGAAUCAGGACCAAAUUAUUUAAGAAUAACGUACUUUACGUAAUAAAUAACGUAAUUUUUUUAUAUCGAAGUGAGUUUUUGUAAAUGACUGGGAGAACAUAGUAGAGGCAGUGAAUCUGAGUGUAUGAGUGAGGGUGUACCACUAACUCAAGUUAUAAAGCCUUCUUUAUGCUACUAAAUAUAGCCAGACAUGACUCAAGGCGUUACUCUUUUUACAGUCUUUACUCAGUGUUUUCUGCUGUUGUCCCAACAACCCAUUAAGACCAAACUGGGCGAGGGAAAUACUUCAUUGUACAGCACUGCAAUUUUCCAUAAUGUUUGCUAGGACAAUGUGUAUUUUAGACCUGCAAAUUUUAUUACAUUGUCUGGAUUUUAUCACAGUGCUUCAGAUUUAAAGACCUAAUGUAUUUUUUUUCUUCUUCAUAAAUUACAAAUACAUUUAAAUAAGCAGGUUUUUAGGGA
This is a messenger RNA of Ctenopharyngodon idella (grass carp), 2884 nucleotides long. RefSeq names its product sperm acrosome associated 6 (gene spaca6). The record is from RefSeq and is a predicted model, not a curated record. The coding region runs from base 1576 to 2358 and encodes 260 amino acids. Gene Ontology annotation, biological process: fusion of sperm to egg plasma membrane involved in single fertilization. Lineage: Eukaryota; Metazoa; Chordata; Actinopteri; Cypriniformes; Xenocyprididae. The transcript is spliced from 11 exons.